Molecule: messenger RNA, 1482 nt
Organism: Microstroma glucosiphilum
Lineage: Eukaryota; Fungi; Basidiomycota; Exobasidiomycetes; Microstromatales; Microstromataceae
Product: P-loop containing nucleoside triphosphate hydrolase protein
Exons: 2
Cellular component (GO): nucleolus
Molecular function (GO): nucleic acid binding; RNA helicase activity; ATP binding
Source: RefSeq, a predicted model, not a curated record
CGGCUGCACCCGAUCCUCAAGAAGGCGCUGUUCCACUCCAACUUCACCAAGCCAACACCAGUGCAGUCAGCCUCGCUACCCUUUGCUCUUCCCACCUCACCCAGCGAUCCGACCUCAGGCUCAAGGGACGUCGUUGCUUUGGCCCAGACGGGAUCCGGUAAGACGCUAGCUUACGCUCUACCGAUCCUGCAAAGAGUCCUCGACGCGCGUAGCUCCCUUUUCGAGGGCGAUAAGGAGAGACCUCUGCAAGCUCUGGUGGUACUCCCUACCCGAGAGCUGGCCAUGCAAGUGUACGAGGUCUUCCAGAAGCUCGUGAUGGCGUCCAUCACCUCGGAAGACGGCGAGAGUGCAAAGCAGACUCCCUGGGUUCGUAUCGCCCCUGUACUCGGAGGUAUGAGCGAGGAGCGUCAAUGGCGUCUGCUCAGAGGCCGCAAAGGCACCGAGUCACAGCAGGGCGAUGGCAGCAAAGACGCUGAGAUUGUCAUUGCGACUGUGGGACGUCUGUGGGAGCUCUGCAAAUCUGAUGACUAUCUACCUGAUCGCCUCGAAAAUGCUCAGACCCUCGUGUUGGACGAAGCUGAUCGACUACUCGAAACAGGCAAGUUCCAGGAACUGUCUUCCAUCUUGGACCUGCUUCGAUCGCCGAAUCGACAGACCCUCAUGUUCUCUGCAACGCUGGACCCUUCUUUGCAAGUGAAUCUCUCGAAGAGCAGAAGCAAGGUCAACAGAGCACUGAAGAAGUCAAAGGAGGGGGACAAGAUGAUCAAGCUCAUCGAGAGGGUAGGCUUCACGGAUCCUGAGGGAGCUCAGGUCAUUGAUCUGACCAAGCAGGCGCUUGUCAGUGAGAGCCUGAAAGAGGGGAAGAUCGAGUGUGUUGAAAAGGAGAAGGAUCUCUAUCUCUACUACCUCUUGCUACGCUACACCGGCUCGACGCUCGUGUUCAUGAACUCCAUCGACUCAGUUCGUCGUCUGCAUCCUCUUCUGACAAAUCUAGGCAUCUCAAGCUACCCACUGCACGGAGAGAUGGAUCAACGCUCUCGUCUACGCUCCCUAGACAAUUUCAAAAAGGCCAUAAACUCCAAGAAGACUGCCACCUCUUCCAGCGUCCUACUAGCAACAGACGUAGCAGCUCGAGGACUCGACAUUCCCCUCGUCUCGCACGUGGUGCAUUUCCAUCUACCAAGAGCAGCAGAUACUUACAUCCAUCGCUCAGGACGUACAGCUCGAGCUGGCCAGCCAGGUCUCUCCCUCGUCCUUCUCGGAGCAUCAGAAAAGACUCGAUGGGCCUCCUUACGCAAGAGUCUCAAGCGAGAAAAUGAUCUACAGGAUCUAGAGGUCAUGUAUGGGAUCAUGACUCGUCUGAAGCGGCGUUUGGCACUGGCCAAAGAGCUGGAUGAGUUACGUCAUCGUGAGAGAAAGGAAAAGGCAGACGAGGAUUGGGUGCGUAAAAUUGCUGAAGAGGCAGAUAUUGCCCUGGACGAA